AUGUUGAGUAAAUGGUUUCCACGCAUCAAGGCAAGUCCGUUAAGUGAAGUGGCUCAAUCGCGCGAUGCCUUUAUCUACUUUGAGAGGGUUAUAUGGUACCUCGGAUGGACAGAACCCAAAGACAAAAGGUGGAGCCUGGUUUACAAUGUAUGGACCCUUAUUAUAAAUUUUGUGGUUCUCAUCUUUAUGCCGAUUUCGAUCGUCGUGGAAUACGUACACAAUUUCAAGAGUUACUCGGCGGAAGAGUUUCUGAAUACCCUGGGUAUUGGGGUCAACAUGUAUGGAUGUUCCUUUAAGUGCACCUUCAUCGUGCUUGGAUACAGGAAGCUACAGGCGACGAAAAGGAUUCUGGAUCAACUGGACAAGAGUUGUGUUCGGGAUGCGGAGAAGUCCGUGGUGCAUCGCUAUGUGGCCAUGGGAAAUUUUUGCCAUUUCAUGUACCAAUUAAUCUACAAUGGCGGAGUGAUCACAAACUUCGUGGGCUACUUGGCAAUUGGUAGCCACGCCUGGCGCAUGUAUAUCCCCCUGCUCAAGCCCGAUGACUAUUUUUUGUCCAACCUUCUGGAAGGCUCACUGAUGACUGCAGUGGUGAUAAUGCAACAGUGUUCGGAUGUCUGCCCAAUGGUCUAUAUGCUGAUGACUAGGUGUCACAUCAGCCUGCUCAAGGAUCGGCUGAGGAACCUCCGAUCGGAUCAAGGAAGAAGUGAAGAUGAGUACUUCAGGGAUCUUACGAAUUGCAUCCGGGAUCAUCGUUUGAUAUUGGACUAUGUCAACGCCGUGCGACCUGUGUUUUCGCGUACCAUUUUUGUGCAAUUCCUGUUAAUCGGUAUUGUCCUGGGUCUCAUGUUAAUUAACCUUAUGUUUUUCUCAACAUUUUGGACGGGACUCGGAAUUUGCGUCUUUAUUUUAUGCGUGGCAAUGGAGACGUUUCCCUUUUGUUACCUGUGCAAUAUGCUAAUCGAUGAUUCCGAGGAGCUGGCCGAUAAUCUAUUCCAUUCGAAUUGGACGUCCGCCGACCGUCGCUAUAAGUCCACUUUGGUAUACUUUCUUCACAAUCUUCAGGAACCCAUUAAUCUUACUGCUGGUGGAGUGUUUCCUAUCUGCAUGCAAACCAAUUUGCAGAUGGUAAAGUUGGCAUUUUCUGUGGUGACGAUUAUUAAGCAGUUCAACUUGGCCGAGAAGUUUCAAUAA
This is a messenger RNA of Drosophila rhopaloa, 1191 nucleotides long. RefSeq names its product odorant receptor 22a-like. The record is from RefSeq and is a predicted model, not a curated record. Gene Ontology annotation, molecular function: olfactory receptor activity; odorant binding. Gene Ontology annotation, cellular component: plasma membrane. Gene Ontology annotation, biological process: sensory perception of smell; detection of chemical stimulus involved in sensory perception of smell. NCBI's taxonomy places the organism in Eukaryota, Metazoa, Arthropoda, Insecta, Diptera, Drosophilidae.